This is a messenger RNA of Drosophila arizonae, 4332 nucleotides long. RefSeq lists its product as uncharacterized. Gene Ontology annotation, cellular component: plasma membrane. The record is from RefSeq and is a predicted model, not a curated record. NCBI's taxonomy places the organism in Eukaryota, Metazoa, Arthropoda, Insecta, Diptera, Drosophilidae. Gene Ontology annotation, molecular function: protein binding; monoatomic cation channel activity. Gene Ontology annotation, biological process: calcium ion transport.
GGCAGCCGACAACAGACACAGAAUAAUACAUACAUACAUACAUACAUUUGAAAACUAGUUGAGAGAAUUUUGUUGAGUUAUAUUUGGUCAAGUUAAUAUGUAAUCGGAAAAAUAGAAAUCUGACUGAAUUAGCAGCAGUUGGAGCUCAUCAUGGAGCUCCGAGGAUAUACAGUGAAUGUCUUGGUUUUAUUGCUGGUGUCGCUGGCAAGAAACGAGGAUAGGAUUGAGUUGGGGCUGUAUGCCAACAAGGUGGUGUCUUACGGUGUGCCGACUCCAUUGGUGGUCACCAUGUCCGGCUAUCCCAAGUGCGAGCUGCGGCUGCGAGUUAGCUCGCCGAGAUAUCUGGUGGCGCAGUGGAUCGUUGGCCCAAACAUUGAGCCCCCCAUGAAACCGUUAUUCCAAAAGACGGAUAAUAUUGCGAACGAGUUGAGUCGGCUCCACAUCGUGCCCAGUGUGAACCUGAGCUAUGAGCGGGGUUACUUUGCGGAGCUGAAUGCAACCUUCUGGCAGUCGAGCAACAUCCGACUGACCCUAGGCGGCUUGUGCAGUCUAAAGUCUCAUUCUGGAUUUAAUCCAGUUGCCAGGACUAUUUUUUUGACUAUGAAUAUAUCGCGUGAUGUCUGCAUUCCCCAUGCGGAAGACGAAGCCUGCUUCCAUCCAAACACCCCCAUGGAGUUCAGUGUGAUGUACGGCUCCGAAAUCGAGAUAAAUUUAUUAAACAAUUGCGGUAUGGAUACCAAUAAUAUCACCUGGACCGUGAUGGACUUGGCAGAGACGACAAAGUUGAAAACGUUUCAUCACCAAUCACUGGGUCUCACCUUGGAACCAUACGCUCUGCGCUUUCCCAACGAGUCGGGGCCGUAUCGCAAUCAAUAUGUUCUGCAAAUUAGCGGCGACUCCGGCGGAAGAAUAUUUGUAGCACGCUGCUAUCUGAAGGCCCUGGCGGAGGCGGUGCAGGCGAUCAUUAGUGGAGGCAUUGUGAGGAAUGUACAUGAAGAAGAAGAAAUCUACAUGGAUGGCUCGCCGAGUCGGGACUACGCCAAACGGCCAGACGAAAAGCAAUUUAAUGUAUAUAACUGGACCUGCAGGUCAAAUGAUGUCCACAAUACAAUGUGCAACGGUCGAACUUGGACACAAGCGACCUUUCUUAUACCUCGUAAAUCGUUUGCUCUUGGCAAUAAAUAUGAGUUUAGCCUGUCAGUGGCUUCCGAUAUUCAUCCUCAUCAAAUAUCGCAUGCGCAUCAGGUUUUACUAAUUGUGGAGUUCAAAACGUUGCAGGUGGAGGUUACGUGCGUAAAGAACUGCGAGUCGAAUGCAUAUGAUCCGGAGGAGACUGUACACAUGGCGGUCCAGUGCCGCAACUGUGGCAGUUAUAAGCCCAAAUAUGCUUGGUAUUUAGACGGAUAUGAGGCGUCCCAGACAAAGGAUCUGCGCAUGCGUUUGCAAACUAACAACGAAGAAAGCAAAGUCGUUUUACGCGCUAUCACAUCUGAUUUUCGGAUCGGCACCCAGGUGCAUUUAUUGACGGCGCGCAAAAACCCGAUUUAUAGCUGUCACAUAGCACCGACAACUGGCACUGAGGUCAUUACGAAAUUCAACGCAUGUUGCUGGAAAUUUAACGCAAAAGUCAAGCUGUUUUUUGUGUAUGCGGAUAAAGUAUUGAUUCAUGAAUGCGUUUACUGCUAUGGCCCAGUGUAUUUGCCAAAUAAUGUGACAAAUCUGAUGGCGUUGAUCUGUGAAAGACAUUGGAAAUGCACCAAGAUACACAUGCCAUUGGUGACUGUGCAUUCGAUGGGUGAUAUACCGACGGAGUCAUCCAAUGAUUUGUGGACAUAUAUUAAAGACACACAGUCUAGCUAUUUCAACGUCAAUGAUCGAUUGAGAUUCAUGGCGGUAGCACAAGCGGCCGCCAAUGUAAUACGCGAGCCGAAAACCGCGUUAACCUUAAUGAAAGCCUUCGGCGAAUUUCAUCCAAGAUCGCUGAUCACGCUGAGCUUGUUGGCUAAAUUCACAAAAACCCUGGCUAUCAAUCUGACGCCAAUUGAUGAUAUCGAUUUGUUGGUUAUGAUAGAGUGCCUGACCAAGCUGAAUGAAAACUUUGAGAUCGUCACGGAUACGAAUGAUGCGAGGCACCUUAUCCGAAUGCCCUAUUUGAAUACGACGAUCGAACUUAUUAAGAUCAGUAAUUUUAUGACUGCUAUUAACAGGUACAUAGCACCUCCGGCCAAAUCCAUUUUCGAUCAGUAUAACCAGGCUGUGAAGGAUAAGAAACUGCAACAGCCAGUCAUUGAUGAUCUGCUCGAGGAGAUCUCUCAAAUUGACAGUGAGUUGGUGAAGGAGCAUUCGGAGAAAUGGGUUAGAUCCCUGUGGCAAACGGAGCGACUUUGUCGUUUCCUAUCCUCGGCUCGCAAACACGGCGUGGACUCGAAUGACACAGCAGGCGUUGUUAUAGACACUAUGACCCUCGCGGUGCACUGCAUGCUAUUCAAGCCUGGCCUUGAGUAUGCCAUCGAUACGAAUGACGCACGGCAUACGGUGUACCUGUCGUCGGAACUGCUUGAUGAACUUAAGGAUCCCCUCACAAAUAAAGUAUGCAUCAAGAUCAUCUCAAAAAUACGCAGGCUCAACUGGUGGUAUCCCGAGGAGAGGCAGCCGAGUAACGAGUUGCUCACUGUGCAUGCUAACAAAACCGGAUAUGAGUUUCAAGAGGAGCUCCGGCUGCAUAAUAGCCAUAUUUCCUUUCGAACGGUCACUGGCCGGUUCAAGCCCGCCCUUGAUAUUCCCAAAAAUCAAGAAAUUGAGAGUAUAUUCCAGCAGCUUGAUCUCGAUACUAGCAGAAGCUAUGGCCAACAAAUCGAGGGGAAGAGCAGAUCAAGAGCCACGGCAUCUCAGGAUGAAUCGGAUAAUGAUGAUACUCUCGCAGAAACUGGCAAAUAUGGGAGUUGCUUGGAAUAUGGCCAAUUGAAUACGAAAAUGCAACUGCUCGCCUAUCGCAUGCAGUUACAGCAGAGGUCUAUGGUUGCCGUGCGCUUCAAGAACACCACACACCGGCUAAAUGUGCUCCUGGUGAUGAAAAACCUCCCCACAAAUCUAGUGUCUGCCAUUGCCGAUUCCGAGUGUAGCGUGCCGGCCCACUCGACCAACACGACGAUGGUACUGCGCAACAAAUGCACUGAGCCGGAACGGGUGUAUCUGGUCAUACGGCUGUUUAGCGACGAUGAAUCGGAUGGCCCGAUACCCGGUGGUCCGGCUAACUUCUCGUUUGUUUUUCAGGUGCGCAGCUGCGACCAUUGGAAGCAAUCUGAACAGCAUUGGCAGCACAUUAACUGCCUGCCGGGACUGCAGUAUCCAAGGCAGGGGUACAUAUACUGCAACUGCAGCAUGAUGGGCACAUUUACCAGCUAUGUGUACUAUGUGCCGGCCAUUGCGGUGCCCAUCAAUAUCACCAAGGAUAUUCUAUUCAACUGGGUCGUUCUGAGCGUUUACAUUGUCGCGUUGUUAGGCACGUUCAUCGUGCUGGUGCUGCUGUUUCGGUAUCAUAAUCAUCAGCCUAGCAAAACGAUCGCCUGCGACAUGACCGACCUGGAGGAAGCCUCAGAUCGGGAUGUGCACGACCUGUUGAUCUACCUGAGAACGGGUUGCCGGGACAAUGCUUUGACUACGGCCACGGUGCGUCUGAUCUUUGAGACAACCAAGCGGGCUGAGUUGCAGUUUACGCUAAUGCAGAAUCCGGAGAGUCCCGAACUGACACGCAACUCUACGUAUAUAUUGUGGCUGCGCAGCAGGGAUAUACGGAUACCCACCCGCAUCGCAGUUGUCCACAACAACGAGGGACGGUAUCCCACCUGGUAUUUGUACCACAUCGAGGUGAUCGACAUACAGACGCAGCAGGUGCAGGUGUUCAAGGUGAAUCGUUGGGUGCGCCAUAAGUUCCUAAUCCUCAGCUCAUCGAUGGUUGUGCGGCCGGGCGACCAGACAGUGGAAGACAGUUGGCGGGAUCGAUUCGUUGCCGAGUUCGAGCGGCAGUGGCUCAACUGGGGCCUCUGGCAGCCGCUGACCGGCAAGUGGCGGGGCACAGGCAUCAAUGACACUAUGACGCGUGCUCAGCGGGUUUGCAUAUUCCUCAAUAAGCUGAUCAUAACGUAUACCGUGUGCGCAUGCGUUUGGGCACCUGCCAAACAGGAGUCGGCGUACCAAGACACCAUCUACUUCAAUUAUCGUUCGUUUUUGUUGAUGGUCAUUAUUAGCCUGAUAUUGACCAACUUAGCUCAGUAUAUCCUUGAGUCUCUGCUUUUGCUCAGUCAUUGAAAUUUGUUAAUAUGAAAAAUAAAA